GAAUUUAAUCCAUUUUUACAUUACAUCUUAAAAAUGCAAUGAAUUUCAGACUUUCCUUUUGUAUAUAUAGCGCAGCAAUACAAUCAACGGCUAACUUUGAAAAGUAGAAUUAGUUAGGGUUUAGCGCAUGGCUUCUACAUCGAAUCCAGAAACCCAUGAAUCACCGCAGAAAAGCGUCUAUAAAGAUCCCGAUGAUGGGCGCCAACGUUUCUUACUCGAACUCGAAUUUGUUCAAUGCCUUGCUAACCCAACUUACAUUCACUAUUUGGCUCAGAACAGAUAUUUUGAAGAUGAAGCUUUUAUUGGGUACUUGAAGUACCUUCAGUACUGGCAACGACCUGAGUACAUAAAGUUUAUAAUGUAUCCACACUGCCUAUUCUUUCUCGAGCUUCUCCAAAAUCCAACAUUUCGUAAUGCAAUGGCUCAUCCUGCUAACAAGGAAGUAGCACAUAGGCAGCAAUUUUACUUCUGGAAGAACUACAGAAAUAACCGGUUGAAACAUAUUUUGCCGCGGCCGCUUCCUGAGCCUGCAACUGCACCAAGUUCUGCUCCACCUGCAUCACUACCAUCAAGUGUAGCCCCUCCAACUGCUCCACCUCCUGCUCCUACACCUGUUACAGCUGCAGCUCUUUCCCCGAUGCAGUAUGCCAUCCCUCCUGGAUCUGGUCUUGCUAAAACGGACCCAAGGAAUGCUUCUGUUGAUCGAAGAAAGAGAAACAGGAAAGACGGAUAAUUUUAUUUUACUCAUAGCACAGACCUCCUAUCAACUAAUUUAUGAAUUAAGAAAACAUAGUGCUAAAGUUUUGCGAGAGAUCAACUACACAUUUGUUGGGUUCACUAGGAUCAAAUUUCUUUAAGAAAUAAAUGUAGAACUAAUUUUAUUCCCAAACCAAGUAACCAAAACAGAAAGGAAGCAGCCUGCCUUUGAACUCUUUUGGGAUGCCCUCGUUUGUGGUUUCAAUUGCUUAAUUUUUUAGGCUUAGCUCAGACAUCUGGUGAUAGGUGACUGGAAGAUUGCCAAUGCACACUUAUAGCAGUAAUGGGUUAUCAAUGGAGUGAAGAAUUCGAAUCACCAUAUUGACAUGUGAACUUCAGAUUUUGAUGAUAAAUGAAGGAGCAACUUCUCUAGUGUGGUCUAAGUAUAUGAACCUUUGCCUAUAAUCUAUGGUAAAUGGGAGGAGUAUUUAUGGUCUUUGAUGCACUUCACUUGGGCAAGGUUACGGUCCCUCUCCUCGGCUAGCCUGUACGAAUUCCUAUAAUCACCUUUGCCUUUGUAGUUAUUCUUUCCCCUUCGACUGUUCCAAUUCCGUGUCCUCAAAGUUGCAGGUACUGACUCUCAAGGGCCUACUGUCUUUCCAGAAAACUAACAAAAGAGGAACUUUAUCCAUUUGGCUUGAAUUGGGUGGUGUGACACUUAAGAAUCGGUACAACCUAGAUCUAUAGACCUGAAAUUAAGUGCAGCACACAAAAUUAUAUUAGCUGUAUCACUUUCAUUAACGGAAUUCCAAGGAUUUCAUGUUAUCACUCAUCUCUUUUCUCGUUUUGGUCAAGUGAAGUGCUUCCCCAUAUAUAUUUAUGAGUUUCAGUUUGAAACUAUGCCGUGUGUCCUUUUCUCGACAAGAUGUACUCUUUCCUAUUUACUUAACACAUAGUUCUCCAAUGUAAAAUCAAGUAUUGUGCUUAUACUUUAUUCUGGUUGGUCAAAUUGACCUAAUUGCGACUUUGUGACGACUCAUUAAACUUAUAUAUGCUUAAGCGGAAAAUUGGGUAAUACUCCUAUUGAGCA
Solanum lycopersicum (tomato) is the source of this 1786-nucleotide messenger RNA. RefSeq names its product mediator of RNA polymerase II transcription subunit 31. Gene Ontology annotation, molecular function: transcription coregulator activity. The record is from RefSeq and is a predicted model, not a curated record. Gene Ontology annotation, biological process: regulation of transcription by RNA polymerase II. Gene Ontology annotation, cellular component: core mediator complex; mediator complex. NCBI's taxonomy places the organism in Eukaryota, Viridiplantae, Streptophyta, Magnoliopsida, Solanales, Solanaceae.